ACAUGAGCAGUGUGACCGAAGUCCAAAAAGUUACAAAUGUGAAUCCAAAACCCCAAAACAGAGUGGAUUUCUCUGAAAAAAUUUCACAGCAAUAAAAGGUGGGAACAUGGAGCCUACCAGGCAUACCUCGUCAGAUCCCUUCUUCUGGGCCCCAUCUUUUUCCUCACUCCAACGGCGUUCCUUCCCCUUCAGACCACUUCCUCAGUCCCUCAGACACCACAGUGACUUUUAGAGAGAGAGAGAGAGAGAGAGAGAGAGAGCGUCUCUCAGAUUUUUCAAUUUUUUGUAAUCUCCAAAGAGAGAUUUGGGUUUUGCCAAAGUUUGAACUUUUUCGGGGUCCUCAUUGAUUUCAGCCAACUGGGUUCUUCGACUUGAGGAGGAAAGAUGGAUUUUUUGCUUCCUUGUCCUUAGAUUUGAAUCCUGAGUGGCGUUUACAUCUUGCGCGACUGCACUGAAUUUGAGUCAUUCGGAAAGAGGGAAAGUUUGUAGAUAUGGAUAUCGGAGAUGAUAGCUCGAGGUUCUGUUCUUUACCGGCUACAACUUCAAGGAAUAUGUCCACCUCAUCUUCAGCAUUCUUUUCAGCAAACCAGUCGCCAUUUUUCUCCCCAAGAUCACCAUCUUGUCAACUAUCUGAAUCAACAAGGUCUGAUGCUCCAUGUGAUAGCAUGGUUUUAAGUACAGAUCCCCUUAGUUCCAGCUCUGGAAUUCCAGACCUUGAAUCUCUAGCAAAUGUAAGAUAUAAAUUGUCAAACAUGUCACUGGCCCCAGCUGCUUCAGUCUCAGGCGAUUUUGAGAAGUUUGACCGCGUGUCUUCCUCAACAGCCAUUUCUAAUAGCAUUCUAUCUAGUCACAGCCAUGCCUGGGUCUAUGAGUAUUCUGGGCAAAGAGAGAGGCAGAGAAAGCAUGGGACAAACUCUGGAGACUCAUAUAUAUCUGGUCCAGUUUCAAUGACAUCUAAUAGACUGAGGAGCUGUGAUGUUUUCAUAGGUUUGCAUGGCCGUAAACCUUCUUUGCUGAGGUUUGCUAAUUGGCUCCGAGUUGAGUUGGAAGUUCAGGGGAUGAGUUGCUUUGUAUCUGAUAGAGCUCGAUGUAGGAACUCUCGCAAACAUGGAAUUGUUGAGAGGGCCAUGGAUGUCUCAUCUUUUGGGAUUGUCAUCCUAACAAGGAAGUCAUUCCGAAAUCCAUAUACCAUCGAGGAACUUCGAUUUUUCGCAAGCAAGAAGAACUUGGUCCCAAUAUUCUUUGAUUUGAGUCCAGGUGAUUGCCUUGUCAGGGAUAUUGUUGAGAAGAGAGGAGAGCUGUGGGAAAGACAUGGGGGAGAGUUAUGGAUUUUGUAUGGAGGACUCGAGAAGGAGUGGAAAGAAGCCCUUCAUAGCCUCUCCCGGGUGGAUGAAUGGAAAUUGGAGGCUCAGGAUGGUAACUGGAGAGAUUGUAUAUUAAGGGCUGUCACAUUAUUAGCAAUUAGAUUAGGGAGGAGAAGUGUUGUAGACCGUUUAAGCAAGUCGAGAGAGAAGGUGGAGAAAGAGGAGUUUCCUUUCCCUCGAAAUGAGAACUUUAUUGGCAGGAAGAAGGAACUGUCUGAGCUGGAAUUCAUACUUUUUGGCGAUGUCAGUGGAGAAGCAGAAAGAGAUUAUUUUGAGCUUAAGGCUAGGCCUAGACGAAAGAACUUGACAAUUGGGUGGGGUAGGAGCAGUUCAUUUGAUGAAAGGCGAAGGGAACGAAAACUGGAGAUUGGAAGCAGAAAAGGAAAAGAACCAGUUGUGUGGAAGGAGUCAGAGAAAGAGAUUGAGAUGCAAAGCACAGAAAUUCCUCAAAGACAAUCAAAGCCAAAAAGUGGUGGAAGAUAUUCAAGGAGAAAAAGAUCAACAAAGGUUGUGUAUGGGAAGGGAAUUGCUUGUGUGUCGGGGGACUCGGGAAUUGGCAAGACAGAACUUCUUCUUGAAUUUGCCUACAGAUAUCACCAGAAGUACAAGAUGGUUUUAUGGAUAGGAGGGGAAAGUAGGUAUAUUAGGCAAAACUACUUGAAUCUCUGGUCGUUUCUAGAAGUCGAUGUAGGGGUUGAAAAUUGCUUUGACAAAAACAGAAUCAAAAGCUUUGAAGAACAGGAAGACGCAGCCAUAGCUAGAGUACGCAGAGAACUCAUGAGAAACAUGCCAUUUUUGGUGGUGAUUGAUAACUUAGAAAGUGAAAAGGAUUGGUGGGACCACAAACUUGUAAUGGAUCUUCUUCCCCGUUUUGGUGGGGAGACGCACAUAAUAAUAUCCACACGCCUUCCUUCUGUGAUGAAUUUGGAGCCUUUGAAACUCUCGUACUUAUCCGGGGCAGAAGCAAUGUCGCUCAUGCAGGGUAGCGUAAAAGAAUACACAGAAAAUGAAGAAUUGGAUGCUUUACGGGCUAUUGAGGAGAAAGUGGGACGCUCAACCUUGGGACUUUCUAUUGUAGGUGCAAUAUUGUCUGAGCUGCCCAUACUUCCAAGUAAGCUGUUGGAAACAACUAAUAGAAUGCCGUUAAAAGAAUUUUCAUGGAGUGGCAGGGGGACUAAUUUGUUGAGGCGGCAUACUUUCCUUCUGCAACUCUUCGAGGUGUGUUUCUCGAUUUUUGAUCACGCAGAUGGACCGAGGAGCUUGUCAACAAGAAUGGUCCAGGCAAGUACUUGGUUUGCACCGGCCGCGAUUCCAGUUUCUUUGUUGGCCCAAGCUGCUCACAAGAUACCUGAAAAGCAUCAAGGGAUGUGGUUCUGGAGAAAGCUGAUGAAGUCUUUAACUUGCGGCUUUACCUCAUCAUACACCAAAAAAUCAGAAGCAGAAGCGACUUCCACGUUGUUAAGGUUUAACAUUGCUAGAAGUAGCACCAGGCAGGACCAUAUCCAUUUCCAUGAACUUGUCAAGCUUUAUGCUCGCAAGAGAGUUGUGAGCGGAGUUGCACAAGCGAUGGUUCAAGCUGUUAUCAGCCGUGGAUCAAUAUCUCAACACUCGGAACACAUCUGGGCAGCCUGUUUCUUAAUAUUUGGAUUCAGCCAUGACCCUGUGGUCGUUGAGCUUAAGGUUUCGGACCUGCUGUAUCUUGUCAAGGAAGUGGUUUUGCCUCUUGCAAUACGGGCCUUCAUAACAUUCUCUCGUUGCAAUGCUGCCCUAGAACUCCUCCGCCUAUGCACCAAUGCCCUGGAAGCAGCAGACCAAGCGUUUGUAACCCCAGUUGACAAGUGGCUCGAUAAAUCACUUUGUUGGAGGCCAAUCCAGACUAAUGCUCAGCUGAAUCCUUAUCUUUGGCAGGAGCUUGCGCUAUCAAGAGCCACAGUGCUAGAAACUAGGGCCAAGCUGAUGCUAAGAGGGGGACAAUUCGACAUAGCUGAUGAUCUAAUUAGGAAGGCGCUUUUUAUCAGAACUUCUAUUUGUGGUGAAGAUCAUAAAGACACCGUAGCUGCUCGCGAAACUCUUAGCAAAGUCACCAGGCUUCUUGCAAAUGUUCAAAUUCAUACUUCACCAUAGAUCCCAUUUUUUUUCAUAAGCAGAUUUUAUUCUAGCAUUUAUGGAGUCUGAAAUAAAACAGUUGUAUACCCCCUUCUGAUAGAUUUUCUAUACCAAUUUUUAGUCCGAAAGAGAUUCCAUUCCUUUCGCAUAACAUCAUCAUUUCUUGUUAUGCUUAUGUGAAUAACAUUUGUCUGCCUCCGGAUUGGGGAUUAAAAUUUU
This is a messenger RNA of Pyrus x bretschneideri (Chinese white pear), 3689 nucleotides long. RefSeq lists its product as uncharacterized. Gene Ontology annotation, biological process: recombinational repair; signal transduction. Gene Ontology annotation, molecular function: ATP hydrolysis activity; ADP binding. NCBI's taxonomy places the organism in Eukaryota, Viridiplantae, Streptophyta, Magnoliopsida, Rosales, Rosaceae. The record is from RefSeq and is a predicted model, not a curated record. The coding region runs from base 492 to 3488 and encodes 998 amino acids. The transcript has 3 exons.